AUGGCAGGUCGUCUAGCUCGGACAUUACGAUUACACACCUUCCCAGGUCAAGUCCUAUUCCUAUCUACGGUAUCAGUAAUAGGUGGAUGGGGUAUAACUCAACUGGGAGAAGACGAGGAUCGCCAUCGACCUUUUGCUUCACGUCCCUCAAGAAAUAGAGGAAAUUCGAUGCAAGGUGAUUUGGUAGAUGCUAUUCAAUCUGGAUCUGGUAUCUCCGGAAGAGCAGGAGGAAGAGGUGGACCUACAUUGGCGGAUGCGUUGACUGCUGAGAGGGGAGCUAGUCUGUGGUGGAGUUAUGCGAGGGAUAGUAAUUCCAUAACUGAAAGAUUACAAUCGAGGAAUCAGAGAUCAACAAUAUUGGUACCCGUGGAUAAAGCGAUAGUGUCGUUAAAGCAAAAACCUCAUCUGUAUUCUGGAUCCUCGUCCACCUCAUCCUCUUCGAUUAUGGGAUGGGUAACCGGUUCAAACUCGAAUUCGCAUUCGUAUCAGGAUAACACGGAAAAAUUUCUGAAAGCACAUAUAAUCGAAGGUUCACCUCAGCCUGGGAAAGUACAAACUCUCUUAGAUGGAUAUUCGAUCGAGAUCAUCCAGAAUCCAGAUCAGUCAUCGACUAAGAUUAGUAAUCUGAGUGGAAAGGGAUGGAAGAUACAGCCUGGUGAUAUUGAAGUUUUAGGUAUCAAAGAAACGAGUAACGGCAGGAUCAUAUACAUAAACAAAGUACUACCUUAUUAG
Molecule: messenger RNA, 732 nt
Organism: Kwoniella botswanensis
Lineage: Eukaryota; Fungi; Basidiomycota; Tremellomycetes; Tremellales; Cryptococcaceae
Exons: 5
Coding region: 1-732 (243 amino acids)
Source: RefSeq, a predicted model, not a curated record